Molecule: messenger RNA, 1708 nt
Organism: Perca flavescens (yellow perch)
Lineage: Eukaryota; Metazoa; Chordata; Actinopteri; Perciformes; Percidae
Product: beta-1,3-galactosyltransferase 2-like
Exons: 2
Coding region: 400-1398 (332 amino acids)
Biological process (GO): protein O-linked glycosylation
Cellular component (GO): Golgi membrane
Molecular function (GO): N-acetyl-beta-D-glucosaminide beta-(1,3)-galactosyltransferase activity
Source: RefSeq, a predicted model, not a curated record
AGGACAUUUUAGCGUCCCGACAGGCUUUGGUCGGGACUCGGGACAUUAACUUCAAAAUCGGGACUGUCCCGGUCAAACCGGGACGUAUGGCCACCCUAGAGUAGAGACUAAUGGAUGGCAGCAAUACGCCAUAGAUGCGUCUAGCCCUUGUAUAUAUGUCAAUGGUCUAGCCUGCCGGAAACAAGAAGAAGAAGUUGGCCACGGCAGGUAGGGGAACGCGGAAGUGAGGAGCAGGUGAUUAAUGUGGGCGGUGUUCAGGCUCAGGUGAUUGGAGCUGGAUCGCUGGAUUCUUCCAGGAUCAUACCAGCGUUAAUAUGAUCACUGGUCUACCGGGACGUUUAGUCUACUACAGAAGAGACAAGACAACAGAAAUAGGGACGCGAAAAAGUAAAUGGUUUAAUGGAGAAGGGGAGGAGAUGCUUAGAACGCACCUUUAUCUACAUCCUGGUAGCAGUGAUAAUCUUCUUCAUCUUUCUCAACUGUAACCGGGAGUUGAACGUGAACAGGGCUAAUCCAAGACCUCCAUCAGCACCAGAGCCACAAUGGGAGGAUCCUGGGCCGUAUCAUGUGGCCUAUCCACGAGACUACAAGUUUAUCAUGGAUGACACGCGGACGUGCAAGAACACCACUCCUUUCCUGGUCCUGAUGGUUCCGGUCGCGCCCGGUGACGUGGCAGCUCGGGACACCAUCCGGAAGACGUGGGGAAAUGAGAAACUGGUUCUGGGUCAGCUGAUCGAGACUCUCUUCAUACUGGGCCGACCGGGGGGAGCUGAUGCUGAGCAGCAGCAGGAGAAGCUCAAACAGGAGAACCUGCAGCAUCAUGAUCUGAUCCAGAGUAACUUCCGGGACAGCUACCGCAAUCUGACCAUCAAGACAAUGGUGAUGCUGGAGUGGCUGGCUGUGCACUGUGCCGAGGCUUCCUAUGUCAUAAAGAUUGACUCCGAUAUGUUACUGCAUGUCCCGAAUUUGGUUAAACUGUUGCUGGAUCCCAAAACGGCCAAACAAAACUACAUGACAGGUUUGGUGUGGUGGAACAGCCCGGUUUUGAGAAACCCCUUCAACAAGUUCUACAUGCCAACAAACGUGAUUGCUGAGCCACAGUACCCUCCAUAUCCUCUGGGCAUGGCCUACGUCAUGUCCCUGGACCUGCCUGCCAAGAUCCUGGUAGCCGCUCCUCAUAUUAAACCGAUCUUCAUAGAAGAUGCCUACCUGGGUAUGUGCCUGAAAUACCUGGGCCUCUCCCCCACCGACCCUCCUGAAAAUAAUAUGUUCAUUGUGAAACCCGCACAUCCUCUGAGCAGCUGCAGCCUUUCAAAAGUGAUCGCCAUAACAACGACAAGCAUCUCACAGAUGACGUGUUACUGGGAGAGGAGCAGACUGCCAGAAGCUAAAUGUUAAACUUUUGUCUUGUUUACCAACACUGAAUCGGACAAAUAUUGUACAGAAAUUAAAAUUGUGCAUAUUUAUUUUGUUUGCAGACAUGGAAGCUCCUUGGUUGGACAGAAAUUGUUUGUUUUUUUUUGUUCAAAAGACAAAACCGAUUUUGACCAAAUGCCUUCUUGUUAUCAAAUGUGCUUCACAGCCAGCUGGGCUUUUAGAAUUUCCUGAGCUGUAUCAGCUCUCACACAGUGAAGAACAUCUGCUGUAUUCUAAACUUAAAAUAAACUGAGUUUGGUGGGUUAUCUCCUGAAAAACUCCUAACCCUGGG